UUCGAACUUUCAUCAGCAUUAUAAAGUUUGCUUGUUGUGAUGGCAAUUUCUGUACGAGAAGUCUCCGAUGAUGACAUCCCGCGUGCCUGUGAGAUUGAACUCCUGGCUUACAAAGGCGGCUCUCUCAGCCCAAUUCUUGCUCCCGGUCCGUUCCCCCCAGAUUCAUGGCAGCAAAGAAUCGAGCAGGUUACCACCAUGAGGAAAGAAGAUCCGACAACAGUAUAUUUGCAGGCGUUUGAUGGAGACACGGGCAAGAUGGUCGCUUUCGCUAAAUGGCACGUCUUCGAGUCUUCCGAGGCUGCAGCGAAAUCAUCCAGACCACUGAGUUUCGGGGCGGGAAGAAAUAAGGAGGCUUGUCAGUUGUUCUUUGGUGGUAUGGCAAAGCGAAAAAAGGAGAUUAUGGGGGAUAAGCCGCAUCUUUACCUCCAUAUGUUGCAUACCGACCCAGAAUUUCAAGGCCGGGGGGCAGGGGGUAUGCUCGUGGACUGGGGCUCAAAAAAAGCGGACGAGCUCGGUCUUCCUGUGUAUCUUGAGUCUAGCAUUAAGGGACAUCGAUUUUACCAGAAGCACGGAUUCGAAGAUGUUGAUAUUUUCAAGGUCGACUUUAGCAAGUUCGGAGGACCACUACACGAACAGCCUUUGAUGGUACGAAAGCCUUUGAAACUGUCAUGAGCUGGGAAAAAGCAGCUUUGCGCCACACCAAUGUCCUAGCAAACUUGUCUACGACUAUUAGAGCAAUGCAGACGAACCUUUUUAAUCAGAAAGAUGACUUCAUACUACGUUUCAAUGUUACACCUUCCGUCGAGAGGAACUUCUAUAGAUUUUCAGAUUACAACGUUCGUUAUGAAAGGUAUCCUCCGCCAC
Cucurbitaria berberidis CBS 394.84 is the source of this 864-nucleotide messenger RNA. Its product is annotated as acyl-CoA N-acyltransferase. NCBI's taxonomy places the organism in Eukaryota, Fungi, Ascomycota, Dothideomycetes, Pleosporales, Cucurbitariaceae. The transcript is spliced from 3 exons. Bases 40 to 672 code for a protein of 210 amino acids. Gene Ontology annotation, molecular function: acyltransferase activity, transferring groups other than amino-acyl groups. The record is from RefSeq and is a predicted model, not a curated record.